GAAAGACAAGCAGAAGAGCGGAACGUCACCAGUGAGAGAAUCAAGGCGCUUGUGUUAUAAGAGGUUGCCCUCCCUGAUAACAUGAUCUUAGAGCUUACAGUAGUUUGACGACGAAGCCAACCACAAUUGAAACUGAAGUCUGAGGCUGUUCCCGUGGUGCGCAAGUGUGCGGAAUCAACAUUACGCGUUUCUGAGUGCGCAAACGUUAGGAAUGUGAAACCCUUGAGUUUGCUCGUUUAUCCAGAAUAGCAUGAUCAUUUCGACUCCGUAAUGCGCACUGGUUUUAGACUUUGCUGGGGAUGAUACAUUUAUAAAGUUGAUAUACGUUUAAACUUUACAGAGAACGCUGAUAUUUCCUCCGUGCUGGAAUAUCAGAGAUGUGCUGAAGCUCAACCAGACUGAACGAGAAGGGACUCGUUGGAGCAUGAACGACUCGCUACUUCGCCAUCACUUCGGCAUCACUCACAUGGAUCACAGCGCGCAACAUUCGUACAAUAUCGACACGAACAUCACUUUCGGCAGCAACGUAACGCUCGGGGACAUGAACGCAACGGGCAUCUCCCAAAUCAUGAUCCCCCAGGAACUGUUUCUCGUGCUCGGUUUGAUCAGUUUAGUGGAGAACAUUUUGGUCGUGGUGGCGAUCAUCAAGAACAGAAAUCUCCAUUCGCCCAUGUAUUAUUUCAUCUGCUGUCUGGCGGUGUCUGACAUGCUGGUGAGCGUCAGCAAUGUGGUGGAGACGCUUUUCAUGUUAUUGAUGGAACAAGGGCUGCUGCUCGUCACGGCACAGAUGUUACAACACCUGGACAACGUGAUCGACAUCAUGAUCUGCAGCUCGGUCGUCUCCUCGCUGUCGUUUCUGUGCACCAUCGCCGCGGACCGCUACAUCACCAUAUUUUACGCGCUUCGCUACCACAGCAUCAUGACCACGAGGCGCGCUGUGGCCAUCAUUGCGGUGGUUUGGCUUACGAGCAUCACCUCCAGCUCUUUGUUUAUCGUGCACCACACGAACAGCGCGGUCAUCGCCUGUUUCGUCUCGUUUUUUGGAGUGGCGCUGGUCUUCACAGCGGCCCUAUACCUGCACAUGUUCAUCCUGGCGCACGUUCACUCCAGACGUAUCAGGGCUCUGCACAAGAGCCGCCGGCAGGUCACCAGCAUGAAGGGAGCUAUCACUCUGACCAUCCUGCUCGGGGUUUUCAUCAUCUGUUGGGGGCCAUUCUUCCUACACCUCAUUCUCAUACUCAUCUGUCCCACAAACCCGUACUGCCAGUGUUACUUCGGCCACUUUAACCUUUUUCUGAUCCUUUUCAUAUGCAACUCGCUCAUAGAUCCUCUUAUUUACGCGUACCGCAGCCAGGAGCUUCGCAAGACUCUCAAAGAAAUUGUCUUCUGUUCAUUGUGCAUUGUAAUGUGAUGUAUUUGUAAAGAGAAGCUUGGUAGGCUACAUGUGAAGCGGGAUCGUGUCAACCUGAUAUUUUGGACAGAUGACACCUUUCUGGUGCAAACAGAUUACUGAAAGUUUUUCAACACAGAUGCAUAAACAGAAUCUGAAAUACCUCUAUACAAGGACGAAGGGUCUAAUGGACCAACGAAAGUUUCAUCGAUCAGCUCAUAUUUAUUGUUGUAAUAGCAGAAACAGCCAUUGCCAACCCGUGCUGAAUGCCACUGAUCCAUUAAAUGCACUUGGGUAAAUUAAUUGCUUCCAAGUAAAUAAGUAAUCUCUCUCUCUCUCUUCUCUCUCGCUCGCUCGCUCGCUCGCUCUCUCACAAAGUCUUUGGCUGGGCAGACAAAACUCUCUCUCUCUCUCUCUCUCUCUCUCUCUCUCUCUCUCUCUCUCUCUCUCUCUCUCUCUCUCACAAAGUCUUUGGCUGGGCAGACAAAAGCCCAAUUAGAA
This is a messenger RNA of Triplophysa dalaica, 1891 nucleotides long. RefSeq names its product melanocortin 1 receptor (gene mc1r). The transcript has a single exon. The record is from RefSeq and is a predicted model, not a curated record. Lineage: Eukaryota; Metazoa; Chordata; Actinopteri; Cypriniformes; Nemacheilidae. Gene Ontology annotation, molecular function: melanocyte-stimulating hormone receptor activity. Bases 425 to 1411 code for a protein of 328 amino acids. Gene Ontology annotation, biological process: G protein-coupled receptor signaling pathway. Gene Ontology annotation, cellular component: membrane.